CCCGCUGGAGGUGUUUAUGAUGUACAGGAGAGUGUAGAACAGAACACACUGAAUCGGUUUCACUUUUACCGUCACAUUUGUACACAGAUCGAGUCUAAUAAUAAUAAUAAUAAUCCUAUCUGUUCCGGUAUUAGAUUCACACUCUGAUCUCCUCAACACGUUCAUCAUGGAUCAGUGGAUUACACACAGCGGGGAGAUCUGCUCUCUCUCCAUCUGAUCACACUCCUUAAUACACACACAUCUAUAAUUAAAAUACCAGCCUAAUCAGAUCUUCUCAUUACAUCUGAUUAUUACACUUACAGUCUGAUUCACUGCUACUGGAGUCUCGAUAAACACCGGACGAGAAAUGGGUGCAUUUUUGGACAAACCGAAGAUGGAGAAGCAAAACGUUCACGGCGAGGGCAACGGGCUGCGAUAUGGCGUGAGCAGCAUGCAGGGCUGGAGAGUGGAGAUGGAGGAUGCUCACACAGCCGUGAUCGGCCUUCCACAUGGCCUCGAACCCUGGUCCUUCUUCGCUGUGUAUGAUGGUCACGCCGGCUCGCAGGUCGCCCGCUACUGCUGUGAACACUUACUGGAGCACAUCACCAGCAACCCGGACUUCCAGGGUGGUGAAGGCGGGGACGAGGAGCCGAGUGUGGAGAGCGUUAAAUUGGGGAUCCGUACAGGAUUCCUGCAGAUUGAUGAACAAAUGAGGGAGAUGUCAGAGAGGAACAGAAGCGGUUCUACAGCCGUCGGUGCCAUGAUCUCACCACGCCGUAUAUUCCUAAUCAACUGCGGCGACUCGCGGGGUCUGCUGAGCCGAGGCGGCAAGGUUCACUUCUCCACACAGGACCACAAACCCAGCAACCCUCUGGAGAAACAGCGAAUCCAGAAUGCAGGAGGCUCUGUCAUGAUCCAGCGUGUGAACGGUUCUCUGGCAGUAUCCCGAGCUCUGGGAGAUUUUGAUUAUAAGUGUGUAAGCGGUAAAGGGCCGACGGAGCAGCUGGUUUCUCCUGAACCUGAGGUUUACGCUAUUGAGCGCAGUGAAGCUGAGGACGAGUUCAUCAUUCUGGCCUGUGAUGGAAUCUGGGACGUGAUGACCAACGAGGAGCUUUGUGACUUUGUACGUUCCCGACUGCAGGUUACUGACGAUCUGGAGAGUGUGUGUAAUGAAAUUGUCGACACCUGUCUGUACAAGGGAAGCAGAGACAACAUGAGUGUGGUGCUGGUGUGUUUUGGUGGGGCGCCGAAAGUUUCACCAGAGGCUGUGAAGAAAGAAGCGGAACUUGACAAAUUCCUGGAGUAUCGAGUAGAGGAGAUCCUGAAGAAGCAGAACGAGGAUGGUAUUCCAGAUCUUGUACAAGUGAUGAGAACGCUAGCAGCAGAGAGCAUUCCUGACUUACCGCCCGGAGGAGAACUGGCCAGCAAACGGAGCGUCAUUGAAGCAGUAUAUAACAAACUCAACCCAUACAGGAGUGAGGACACAGACUCUGCAUCGCCCGAUGACGUGUGGUAGCGUUUUACGUCCCACACACCUUCAGCACCACAUCUCCGACUUCUAUCAUUCACACACACACACUCACACACAUUGACCGGACCCAUCGGACCCUGGGCAGCAGGAGGAACGGUUCAUUCCUUCACCUGGAUCAACAUCGUCCCUUUACACUCAGCUCUACACUCACACCAGGACUUUUAUUCCUUUUUUUAUUUUUAUUUUUGAUGAUCCUCUGAUUCUUUUUUUUUUGGGCUGUAAUUAAUUUGAUUCACAUUUUCUCGUGUAUUUGUAUAUUUGUUUUUGAAGUGCAAUUGUAAAAAGCCUGUAUCAAAUGCAGCUUCCUAUUAAAUGUAAAAAAAAAAAAACAAACCUAAACAUUAUAAAUUCGGAAAGAAUAGAAAAAUAGAGCAAAUGUUUCUGCACUAUCUGCCUUUUUGUCGUAGGAAUGAAUUCAGUUCCCUUGAGGUUUGACGCUUACUUAAAACAUUUCCUAUGAGGCAUGUGCCGAGAUUACAAUGACAUAUCUCGACCAUUAAACCUUUUUAUUGUGGUUUACAAUAAUUUUACCAUAUUGCGUGCUUGAGUAGCGCAUCAGUCUUUUACGCUGGCCCACCACCUGAGAUCCGGGUUUAAAUCUUAGCUCUGCUAUCAGCCUGCUUGGCAUCUACCCAGACAGGAUUUGCUCUAACACAUGCCCACUCUGACACAUGCACAAACAUGAGACUGGUUCAUACGGAGAUCCGUAACGCGCACAGAAUCAUGCACUGAUCUCUAUUAUCCCGCCUCUUUGAGCAGACACCAUUGAUCAGCCAGCAGAGGUCGUAAUUGAAUCAGUUAUGAGAAAUCUCCUUCAUCAGUCAGCCCUAUGGGUGAGCCAGUCAUUGUCUGUAUAGGCGCCCGGCCUGCUGGUUGCAGAGUUUAGAUUCGAUCUUGUGAGAUACCAGUUCUGGUGUGCUAGUGUGUUUUACCACUGCGCCACCUGAGCACCCUAAUUUUAAUUCUGAGAACUGUAAAAAUAGUGUUUAUAUCUCUGCUGAAGGUUUAAAGCUGAGCAACAGGCAGAAUCUGGAGUUUUAGGUGGGUUUUGUUUAACUCGUUCAGGUUAAUAAUUCUGCACUCAGAACCCUAAAGAGCCCCUAAAAUAUUUAUUAUUUUUCUGAUUCUAUAGAUAAUCUGAUUGACGUCCUGGCAGGGUUUAAUUACAGCAUCAACACCCUGAUGAACAGAUUAUAAAUAGAUUUAUCCUAGAUAAACGACGUUGGAUGUGCAUGACAUCUUUUCUCGGUGGGAUUCGGGACACAGGUUCUUUUGCAGUACUGUGUAUUCUGUUUUUUUUUUUAUGUUGGUAAAGAAUAGGAACAAGGCCCCUGCCUGGUCAUGUUCUGCCAUGUAGCUGUAGCUUGUAAGGAGGGUAUGAGUGCAGUUUUUUAGGCUUGUGAAGUCUCCAUUGAUUAGUUUGGUGCGACAGGUCCCAUAUUAGACAUAAUUAGGACUCCAUUCUUCCAAAUGAAGCAUGUGGGUUAAAUAUUGCGGUUUAUCAUAUAAAUGAUGAUUGACACAUGCCUGAUCUGCAAUUUUUGAUGAAACGGGUAAAUGAUGGGCUCAGAGCAGCAGCUUUUUCAAUAAUCCAUCUGGGUUUUUUUCCUUCGGUUUUCAAUAAUGGGCACAAGUGUGUGUGUGUGUGUGUGUGUGUGGGUGUGUUCAUGCCCAGUUUUGUAACCCUGCGUCUUUGAGUAUUGGUGGUUUUUGUCUAUAUUAUUUUUGAAAGACAGUUAUUCUGGAACUGUUCCCAAACCAGGUUAGGCUGAAACGUUGCUCACAUGUGUUUGUGCCCAUGCCCAUGUAUGUUUUGCCUAUGCUACAUUUCCAGACAGAUCUCAACACUGAUAUUUUAUUAUUGCGGAUUUUUGUAUACUCUGCGUUUUCGUGUUCUGUCGUUGAGGUCCCCUCAUGAUAUACAAGUGCAAGUUAUGCCUAAAAAUGUUGUUAUUAAAGUGUAAUAACAAAACAACCACUAAUAAACACCAUCGUUGCCAGAUUAGCAUCAUAUUCAUUGCAAAAAUGAAUUAAUCCUAUAGCAAAGAAGUUGCAAGCGAAUCUCUAUUCUGAAUUCUGAGCUGGUUCUGCUCACUGUGUUUCUGUUUACCUCACUGUUCCACAUGAUGUUUUGUUGUUUUAUAGUAAAUUAAAUGGAAAGUUUGUUGCGAUGAGGUGCAGUGAUGUUCACACAGUGCAGAAUUCAGUCAUUUAGAGAAAAAGGCAGCAGCACACAGAGUAAAAUACAGGGCUGAUUUAGUUUUGUCUUUGUGCAUCCCAUGUGGAUUUUUUUUUUCUUUAAGGAAACGCAGUACACAAGACUGUAUAAAACAGUGGUCUCCUUGCCAAAGUCAGGAAGUUUUUCUUUUAAUCUUGGCGAUGAGACCACUGUACAAUUCCGUAUUUAUGUGGCUUUAGUCAAUCACAAUCAGUGGAGGCCGUGCGACAAAGUUAAAUUCAUGAUCCAAGCUGCCAUCUGUAGAUUUUUUACUCAGCAGAUUUUUUUCAGAAAACCCCACAAUAGAACAAAGAAAAAGUUUGUUUGCUAAUCAUUCAGUCACAGAAAGAGACUUGUUGCAGAAACCAUUGACACCCCCAAAACUGCCAUAAAAUACAUGUGUAGGCCUAAGGUUAGGAACAAACUUAAAGCACAUAUGUAAACGGGAUGGGACGGGAGGUGUAAGGGGAGAGUGGGGUUAAUCGUCAUCUGUAAUAUAUACAAAAGCUUGUGCUCGCUGAACUUGCUCCCCAUUAAAAUCCUUUGUACGAACACAUAUUGCUUGAAAACGUUUAACGAUGCAACUCAUAGUGCAGUGCAAAGCGAGUCCAAGUUACAUGUCUUUUACACUCGAGCUUGAGUGUGUGUAUCUCUGGUUUGUCAUGGCACAGCAGUUUAAUAAAGUCAGUUUAGCAAUACAAACAUGUAUGAAUUUUCAUCAGAUCAACAUUCCCAUUCAGGAAGGCUGUUAAGUGCAAGUGAGAUUGACUUGGGAUGAUUAAUAGGGGAGUCUAACGCCCCCUCUUAAGUAUGGCUGUUUAUAAGCUCUACAUUGACAUUAGGCAUUAAACCUGCUCCUCAAGUGCUUCAUGAUUUUCAGCUCGAACCCUCAUGUAACACACGUCAGAAUCGAACAGAAUACCGGAAUGAUCCAGUAAAGCUUGGUCAAGGCGAAGUGAACAAGGGAGCACUUGUAACUCAAUUGAGAUGUGUCCCUAGAGCAAGCUUAGACUGGCUGCUGUUUGUUUUUGUUGUGUUUGGUGAUUGUACGGGUGCAAGUGUUUUGGUGUAUGGCUCUGUAUUAUUGCGCCUGCAGAAUUCCUUUUGUUUGUAAAGAGUUUUUUUUAUUAUUAUUUGUAAUUUACGCCGUAAGUCCUGCAGAUUCAUUUCUGUGUUCCUCAAGUCAAUUUGUUUUCUAUUUUCUUUCAUUUUUUUGAAAUAAUUUUUAUAUAUCAAACUUUUCAGCAGAGAACAAAGGCACAGCAAUUUUCGACUUUGGGAGUGUGUAUCUAUCUGUUCCUCAGCUCUGGGACUUUUUUGUUGUUGUUUUUUUGUUUUUUAAAUUGGGAACAUGUCUGAACACUGUUUGCUGCUAGACUGCGCGAUUGAUUCAUGGUCGUAUUGAUUGUUAUUUGAUUGAUUCCAUGUUUUCCUCCCCAGUGCUGUAUGACACCUGUAGAUUAAAUUUCUGCAGACAGAACGUGACUCGAGGUUACUGUACUAUAGAUAUUUUAUUUCCAUUUUUAAUUUUUUUAUUUUGGACAUUUUGGUGGCUAAAUUGUCUCUAUGUCCUUCCUGAUAAAUUAAACCUCAAUAAUAAUAAUAAUGUUUGCUAGGAAGAGUUUUGAGUUAAUAAUAGGAUUUCUUUUUGAACCGAAUGAUCAGUCAGUGUAUUUUUUGUUGUUUUGUUGGAGUUGUUGUGCCCUUUUUUUAAACCUCACAGGGUGAUUUAUAAAAAAAAAUUCCCAAAUUUGUAUUGUAUUAAUAAAACUGACAAUCUAAUAGCGUAACACGAAGCUUCAUAUGUUUGGAUGUUGUGAUGGCGCUUAUCAGUGGUGCCUCCAUACCUGAAUAUUUUUGUAAUAAUUGCUUGAAUGGUGAGGGGAACAUUAUAAAAAAGCAGAAAUGUAUUAAUUGUAUGGUUUUUUGUUUAGGUUUUUUGUCAUGUGAUGACUCUAAAAUGAAACUGUAAAUGCUUUUAACCUGACCCGAAUAAAGCAUUUAUAACACACUA
Messenger RNA from Trichomycterus rosablanca, 5742 nucleotides. It is a transcript of the gene ppm1aa, whose product is annotated as protein phosphatase, Mg2+/Mn2+ dependent, 1Aa. Gene Ontology annotation, cellular component: nucleus; cytosol. Bases 347 to 1495 code for a protein of 382 amino acids. Lineage: Eukaryota; Metazoa; Chordata; Actinopteri; Siluriformes; Trichomycteridae. The transcript has 8 exons. Gene Ontology annotation, molecular function: manganese ion binding; magnesium ion binding; protein serine/threonine phosphatase activity. Gene Ontology annotation, biological process: positive regulation of canonical Wnt signaling pathway; negative regulation of canonical NF-kappaB signal transduction; peptidyl-threonine dephosphorylation. The record is from RefSeq and is a predicted model, not a curated record.